CUCUUGUGUCCAGGUGGUGAGUUACUUGGUCAUGGGAGAGAUGAGGUUGGUAAGGCAAGACCUGCCCAUGACAAAGCCAUGUUGGCUGUCAUUCAGAAUCUUACCUCAUGGAGGUGGUGCCUCCAUGUAGCACAGCUAAGGCAAACCUAGCGUUAGGUCACUUGCAAAUCCCUAAAAUUAUUUUCACUGGGACUUAAUGCAGCCCUCAGCAUAGGCUAGAGCAGCUGUAGAAGUUGGUCUAACUUGUGCCAACCCCCUUUUGAGUGCCUAUGGGCUGCUCUACAGCCUACAAUACCCACGUUGUGCUAUGGUCACUUCCACCCUUGUUCUUCAGGGGCAAUGUAGACCUGCAUAGGCAAGCCCUAUGCCUCUCAGAUGCUGAAGAAACUUCCUCUGAUGUCAUUGGAUCAGAUUUCUAAAAAAGGUAUGUAGAUACCAAAUAUGCAGAAAGACAUCUGGGAUUUUCAACUCAUUUAAGCACUUAACUCCCAUGGACAUCAGCAGAUGUUAAAAGCACCUAGGCACUUUUGAACAUUCAAAUAGAUGUUUAUAUGCAUCUCAGGCCUUAAUAUCUUUAAUAUCUUUAAAACAUAGCUCAUUGCAAUUCCUUUGGUGUCAUUUCAACCCUAGCAAAGCAGAAUGUGAUCAUACUUUAGGAUAUAAAUAUUUCAGGCCAUGUAUACAGAAAUGAGGAGUGCAAUUUGUGUAUGAAAUACUUAUGAACUCAGAUUACUAUGAUACAUUUUACAGAGGAAUAAUCAUCUAUCUUGUAGCUCAUAGUAAUGAAUCAACAAAGAUGCCAUGUAGCACACCAAGCUUAAUAACCCAAGGUUUUAUACAUAAAGCAAGAUAAGAACCAACCACUGAGUUUGUGUCACAUGGGAAUCAAGCCUUCAUUUGAAACAGCAUGUGAGAAAUAAAGGUUGCAACGCAUGGCUUGUCAAUUUACAAAGUCAAUUAACUAUUUUACUGUGACUUUUGGUCCAAUACCCUGCCACUAUUUAAGCGGCUCUCCUGGCAAAUACAGAGCAAUACUGUGAAGAGCAACUUGAGUUAGUUAAUUUAAUGAGUUGCCACUUACAAAAAUGCCAACCUUAGAUGACAUUUUAGAGCACAUUGGAGAAUUUGACUUGUUCCAGAAGCGCACCUUUUUUAUCUUAUGCCUCCUUUCAGCUGCCUUCCCUCCUAUCUACGUGGGUGUUGUCUUCCUGGGGUUCAUCCCUGAACACCGUUGUCUUAGUCCUGGAGUAGCAGAGCUGAGCAGCGAGUGUGGCUGGAGUUUGGAAGAGGAGCUGAAUCACACUGUUCCUGAGUGGGGAAACCAUGACAAGUCUCUCACUAGUCAGUGCUGGAGAUACAACGUGGACUGGAACAUGACUGGCCUCAGCUGCACAAGCCCAUUGGAGAACUUCACCAGCCAUACCAGCCAGAGCAGGGUUCCCCUCAUGCACUGUGAAGAUGGCUGGGUUUACGAUUCUUCAGGAACAUCUAUUGUGACUGAGUUUAAUUUGGUGUGUGAGGAUUCCUGGAAGCUGGACCUCUUUCAGUCGUGUGUGAAUGCUGGGUUUUUUGUUGGCUCCAUAAGCAUCGGCUACAUAGCAGACAGAUUUGGGCGUAAACUAUGCCUGUUAAUUACAAUCCUCAUAAAUUCCAUUUCUGGCAUUCUCGUGGCCUUUGCACCAAGCUAUACCUGGAUGGUUAUCUUCCGUCUGAUACAAGGACUGGUCAGCAAAGGGGGAUGGUUAACAGGCUACAUCCUGAUUGCAGAAUUUGUUGGCUUAAAAUAUAGGCGGACUGUAGGGAUUGUUUACCAAGCAGCCUUUUCUGUUGGACUCCUUGUAUUUGCGGCCGUUGCUUAUGUGAUUCCCCACUGGAGAUGGCUGCAGCUUGCUGUUACAUUGCCAAAUUUCUUCUUCUUGCUCUAUUACUGGUGUCUGCCAGAGUCUCCUAGGUGGCUGAUCGCUCAAAAGAAAAAUGACAAAGCCAUGAAAGUUAUUAAUCGCAUUGCCAAGGGAAACGGGAAGAAACUCCCUUCCUCUUUUCAGAGUCUUAUCCCUCAAGAGGAAGAUGGAGAGAAGCAUAACCCUUCAUUUCUGGACCUGGUCAGGACUCCUCAGAUAAGGAAACACACAUUCAUUCUGAUGUACACGUGGUUCACAAGCUCCGUUUUGUACCAGGGGCUCAUCAUGCACAUGGGAAUAGCUGGUGGGAACAUUUACCUGGAUUUCUUCUAUUCCGCUCUUGUUGAAUUUCCGGCUGCCCUCAUACUCAUCCUUACAGUUGAUCAAAUCGGCCGACGUUAUCCCUGGGCAGUGGCAAACGUGGUGGCAGGAGCUGCCUGUCUGGCUACUGCUUUAAUCCCAGAGGAUCUUUACUGGCUAAAAGCUACUGCAGCUUGCCUGGGCAGAAUGGGAAUUACAAUGUGCUAUGAGAUUAUUUGCCUAGUAAAUCCUGAAUUGUACCCAACAUUUCUCAGGAAUCUGGGAGUACUUGUCUGCUCCUCCAUGUGUGACGUUGGUGGGAUCAUAACGCCAUUCAUUGUGUACAGACUGGCAGAGAUCUGGCAUGAGCUGCCACUAGUGGUUUUUGCUGUGGUUGGUCUAAUUGAUGGUGGAUUGGUGUUGCUCCUACCAGAGACCAAAGGAAAAACUUUGCCCGAGACCAUUGAAGAUGCUGAAAAUAUGCAUAGGCAAGGAAAGAGCAAGGACAAAACCAUUUACCUGCAUGUUGUAACAACAGAGGUUGCACAUAACUGAGAACUGCUGCUCCCAAAACCUGUGUUUGAUGGCAAAUUAGGACAGAGAACCAAGCAUUCAUCUGAUACAAACUCUCUAUUGUCAGAAUUCCUUUUAUUCCCUUCUGAGAAUCCUGGCUAUUCAACCUUCAGCCAAUGUUUCAUAAAUCUCAGUCUAUGGACCACUGUUACACCCCAGAGCAAUUUCCAUAAUGCAGCUAAUAUUCAACCAAGCACUUCUGGGCCCUUCCUGGCUUCAGGACUUAAUUGUCUAUAGUUCUAAUGAAAUCAAAAUUUGAAGACGAUGCAAACACUGUAGGGCAACCAGAAAGAUAAAGAGCCAAACUGUGAAUGGACUUGGAGAGGCAAGAGCAGUGUGGAGGGCUGCAGUUCAACCAGAGUAUCAUUACUGAUCAAUGUAUGGCAACCUCUUCAGAAUACAUGCACACUCACCAGCAAGUGUACAGUACUAAGAAGUAGUCCCCAUUGUAUUAAAGCAAGUUCACAUUCAGAUGGUUUCAUUUUCCUAAUACAAAUUUCUUGGCAGAACAAGACUCCCUUUUUAUCACAUGGGUUUGAACCAUAGGGUAAGUGGCAACUGUACUUCUGAGCAACUGGAGAAUUAUGACAAUAGGACUUUUUGAACUUGAAGGACUCCUCUCCCUCUCCCCUCCUAAAUUGUAAAAGUAAGCCUGGUCCUCCGUUGUAUAAUAAUCCUGAUUACAUCCAUCAACUCAUGUGGGAUUUAAUCUGUGGGAGUGUGUUUCCUUUUUGACCACUUCCAGUUCCAAGAUGGAAUUCAGCCCCAAAAGAAGAGUCUAUGAUUCACAUAAAAAUGUAACAACAGCAACAACAACAUGGGGGAUUGUUCCUCACCUAAACCGAGAGAAACUGUUAAGAGCCCUUAAAAGAAAUAUCUGAUCACCAAAAAUGUUACAGCAAGAGAGGUUCCUGCCCAGCUUAUCCAUUUCAAGUAUCCUCUGUGGAAAGGAAUGAAGUUAGAACACAUAUAAGGAAGAGUCUUUAAAAGCUAUUUUCUUUGCUACUGGAAUAGAGACUGAAACGUACUGGGUACUAGUGCUCAUGAAAUAACAUACUUUCUUCAAGGCCUGAAGAGUGCAACUCUUGCCAAUCAAGCCCUUGUGCAGUAAGUGUGUAUCUAUAUCAGAUGUUAAACAAAUGCUACCUGCAUCAAGUUGCAGGAUGAUAAUUUGGUUGCCUGUAGUUGAGGAGUUCUUCAUUUCUGUGGGCCAGCAUGAAGGAAUGAAAAAGGAAAGAAAAAAAAAUCACAUACCCUAAAAGCCAGCUAGGUGAUACCGUGAUGCCACAGUCAAGCUUACUUUGAUUCCAAGGUCUCCACCCCAUGUAACAUAGGACCUAGCAACAUGACACUCAGUGUUGGGAAGGUUUUGCAUACCUUAUACUCUGGUAUGAACAUCUGGAGAAGUUCUGAAGUUGUCCACUCCCUUGAGACUCGGGGUAUUCCAACUCCUACAUCUAUAGUAAACUCUGUCCAAAUUUUUUGCUGGCAUGAGGUCAGGAAAAGACUCUAGACAGGUAUAGAAUGACCCAUUACCUGUUUCUAGAAAAGACCCAGAGGGGGAUGUGAAAUGCUUCUUCCUUCCCCACAGUCAAAUGAGAAGAGAAAUUUUAAAUUUUGCUGCCUCAUUAUGUGCCUCUCUCACCCAGGAAAGGAACUGCUGAGGCCAGGGCUCUUCUGUUAGGGAAGGCUGCAAGAAAGAUCUACACCAGAGUUACAACCUGGGGAGAAGAGGUUAAAUAUAGCAGCCUUCUCCCCAUCCACCUCCCUGUCUUCAUCUCUACCUACCUCCCCAGCUUGGACUCAGUUUACCAAAAUCUCAAGGCUGGCAAGCAUUACAUUUCAGGAUCCUGAUAUGGGGAGGGGAAAGACGGAAGGAAAAAUCCCCAUAUUUGGUAGUUGCUUUCCUAGAACAGCUGAAAAGCUGCAUCAAUGCAGAAUAAGCAGCUUGAAUUGGCUGCAUCAAUUAACCAAAUGUUUCAUGGCGGUAUCUACUAUUUACAACUAAAGAAGUGGGCUUGUUAUGGCAGGUAGCACUGAAUGAGGCAACACUUACUUCUGAUUUCUUCUGCGACUACUUUUAAAGCCUCUCCAUCCAAAUCCACCCGCAAAUCAGGUAUUAACCUAAACCAUACUUGCAUCACUGAUGUGAUUAAGGCUGAUGAUGACCUUUCUCCCCCAUCUCACAUCCCAGGCCUCUUUUCCUGCUUUUAGAACACACUCCUUUCAAAAUACAAAACACACUGGAAGUGAAAGACCUACAGAGGAUUAUUAAAUUCUUCAGGUCAGAUUCUCACAUAAAAGUGAUUCUGUUCCACCCUGCAUAAAUCCCUGAAAAAAUGUUCAUGCACAAGGUGGGUGGGCGAUGACUUUGUUUUAAACUAUGUAUAUACUCCCGAUUACGGAGUUAGACCCAAGGUGCAUCCAGUCCAGUAUCCUAUACCCAUCUGUUGCCAAUACCAGAUGCUGGCCAAGCAAAGAAUUUUAGAAGCUGGCAGUUAUAGAAUAUAACUCACAAAAGAAGUUUCUUCCUAACUCUCGUGCAGACUGUCAUACGCAGACUGAGGAGGUCUGCCUCUUUCAGGCGCUGUCUUUAUAUUGUGGUAUUCAUUGAGUAAAUUAAGUUAGAUCAAGAAACUUUUUUGAAGGGACACUGAUGUCCAUUAACUACUGGCCACCUGAAUGCAGCAACAAUUACAAGAUAGUCCUGCUCACUUAAGCCAAUCAAUUUUUUAACACACCAUAAAGCAUGCACAGAGUUCUUUUCAUCAUUGGCAUGGCUAUGCUCUAAUGUGAUCAGCAUAUCUACAACAAGAUCCUCAUUCCAGUGGUAACUACAGGGGGGUAUAAUUCAUGGUUUAUCAAAAAAAGUAUAUUAAAUAGCUUACAUGGCACUCCAAAAUGCCACAGGAAACCAUGCAACUCUUACAAAUGUGUAAUUUUGCUACAGUAAAACCUAGAGCAGUCACCAUUUACUGUAGACCAGGAGAGCACAGCUAUAGAUAACAAAAGCCAGGUGCAAUUAGGUGGAGUUUUGUGUGUUUUAAAUAGAUUGACUUACCAGAUUCCGUGAAGAGUUUUACAGUAUGUAUUUGGUUGGGUGCCAGCACAGAAUUACAGGAAGUGGAAUUGCCUCUCCCUUUAUAAAACAGCCGUUAGAACUAAAUACCAAAACUGAUCAGUGACAGCAGAAGUUAAAGGCAUACUGAACCUGCUCUGUGCAGCUCCUGCUAAGCUAUAUCUGGGUUUACAUAGAUGGAUAUAUAUAUAUGGUCAGGGAUUUUUACAGUUAGCCUUUAGCAAUUGUUAAUUUAUUCCUCUCCAGGCUCAGCUGUUUUCUUGUGCAAUUUUCCAUUUUGUUUUUUAGCACAUAGCUUUUUUGAACAUGUGCUCCCUUCUAUAAAUCAGUAAACUAGAAAGCAUCUGGAAUAAGACAUAUUUGGGUUAGUCAUGUAAGCUCCUAUUGGUGGGCAUACAGCAAAACUCAAAAUUAACUGCAGCUCAAUUGAGGUCAUUGUGCUCCCACUGCCAAUAGUGCCAAGGGUCAUAUUCCACACAGCAUGUGAGGAAUUUAGCAGGAGUCUUUAAGCUCAGCUGCAAGCUCCUCUACCCAGGGUUAUUAUGAUUAUUAUACAUUAUUAAGUGCCAACAGUGUGCGUCAACCUGUACAAGCGCCCCAACGUGCUUGGAAUCCAAGAGACAGGAACAGCGAUGAUGGGACACGUUGGACAUAGCCCUGGUCCACUACCUGUGAACAUAAGAAUCUUCUGAACUGGGAAGGAGGACUGCUGAGCAGACCAGAAUGGGAAAGACCAUGUUAGAAAGAGGGAGAUGGAAGUUAAAAGUGCUUUACUAUUUUAAUUCUCAGCAGAUUGGAAAGGGCAGGAGGGAUGCAAGCUGUGCUGGGAAAUCUAGGCUGGACUGGAGUUGUGUAAGAAUAUCAGAUAUUUUAGUCUUGCUUUUCAGGAUGAACUCCUAGGUUGGGCAAAAGCCGCCUUUAGUCAGGACCCUCAGCCACAAUUGUAACUCUCCACCUGAUGCUUCCAAGCUGGCAGUUAACAGGUGAUCCACUCCAUCAAGUCAUCGUGCUGAACAGGCACUAUGGUAGACUAUGUCAACAGGCUCAGAGUGACUUCACUAUGACAUGCACACUGCUAUCGAAUCACAACUAGCUUGUUGCUUUGCUCUUUUCAGCCGUCACUGGUGACCUACAGUGUUGUUCAAGGCUCAUGUUACACAGCAGCGUCCAUGCUUUGGAACUCCAUCAAUCAUUCUUAGACUGCUGGGGACACUUCUCAUUCCUAUAUUCCUCUGCAAUGAGAACAGCUAUUUCUGAGUCUGCCAGCCUAGCUGAGAUUUAAGUCUGAGUGAAUCAAUACUAUAUUCAAGUCAACAUUAUUAAUUGUUACCAUUCUGAGUGGGGUCUUGACAUCACUUAGAGUUCUGAUGGGGAUUUAAGUUUCAAGUGUCAUACUUUAUUAUCUCUUUCAAGCACUUGCAAUCUACCUGCAAUUAGAUUUGGAAUUGCUCUUCACUGAAUUCAUUUUUCUGUAUUUCUAAAAACACUGCUAGCUUCAACCCCUGCUUCCUUGAGCUGAAUGAAAGGCUCAUUUGUUUAUUUUUAAACUGAAGGGCAAAUAUUGAGGACUUAAUUCUCAUUGAAAGCCAGAUGUCUCCAGAUUGCUCUGGUAUCAGUUACAGUUAUUCCCUUUUAAGAUGCCUUUCCAUUGUUGAAGUAGUCUAAAUGUAAAAUAAGAAACCUGAGAGAACUUUCCUCCAAUCUUUGUAUCAACAUCCCUAACACACAAGAGCAAAGAUGAUCGCUCCCUGUAAACUACUGCUAUAGGUCUCCCCAUCCGAGUACAUUUGUAUUGGCUGCUGGCUGGAUUUCUGAAUUUCUUGGUUUUUACUAACGGGAUUUAAUGGAUUCUAUACCACAUCUGCAGUGCUCACCAAAGAGGUAGGAAAUGUUUUCAUGAGAUCAAAAUGUUGUGUAAAGCCAGCAUUCAUGCAUGAGUCAACAUCAUCCCAGGGUGAUGCAUUGUUUCUUAAAGCAGUGUGCCUCAGAUAUAAGUGUAUGGCUCAAGUUCUUAACAUUAUACCUUUUCUUUAGAAGACAGCGGUAGUCAAAUGAUGUUAUUUUGUGGUGCUUCUUUGAAUUGUUGCAGCAAAAAAUGUCAAAAUACAAAUAUGAUACAGGAAAUCAGACUAGGUAAUUGUAAUCAUUCCUUAUGGCCUUAAAUAAAAACCUAUGAAUGUGCUCCAUUUGAAAACUUGUCUAAGUCUAUCCCCAUCCUGCAGUUGACCCAAUAAACGAUAUCACCUACAAAACUCCUCGUCUCCAACCUAUGAUGUAUCAUUGCUACAUGGAUAAAAUUUGACACAGAAUAAAUCCCACCAA
Molecule: messenger RNA, 8175 nt
Organism: Alligator sinensis (Chinese alligator)
Lineage: Eukaryota; Metazoa; Chordata; Crocodylia; Alligatoridae
Gene: SLC22A2
Product: solute carrier family 22 member 2
Exons: 11
Coding region: 1086-2756 (556 amino acids)
Biological process (GO): transmembrane transport
Cellular component (GO): membrane
Source: RefSeq, a predicted model, not a curated record